GGAGAUAGUUUACGAUACUUUACGGAUUUGUAGAAAUUUACGCUUAAUUUUUGUUUGCACUUAUUUAUUUAUUGCGUGAAGUAUAUAUUCGUGUUUCACUAGCGUUUUGGUAAAGGGUAUUUAUUUAAAAAAAAAAAACAGUUAGAAGAUGGAAGAAGAACGAGGAAAUGUAGAAGUUUCAACAAAGAUCACAGAGCCAUUACUCAGUGUACCAAAUCCAAGAGCCCUCCAACAAAGUGUUCCUUCCGUACCUGGCCAAUCAAAAUAUGUACAGCUGCUUAAUGUCAUAGAAGAACUUGGUCAUGAGGUGCGACCUACCUAUGCUGGCAGUCGUACUUCUAUAGAAAAAAUUAAGCGUGGUAUUGUACAUGCACGUAUUCUAGUUAGAGAAUGUUUGAUUGAAACUGAAAAAAGUGCUCGUCAGUAA
Habropoda laboriosa is the source of this 427-nucleotide messenger RNA. RefSeq names its product cyclin-dependent kinase 2-associated protein 1-like. Bases 149 to 427 code for a protein of 92 amino acids. NCBI's taxonomy places the organism in Eukaryota, Metazoa, Arthropoda, Insecta, Hymenoptera, Apidae. The transcript has 2 exons. The record is from RefSeq and is a predicted model, not a curated record. Gene Ontology annotation, cellular component: nucleus; cytoplasm.